UAAACUGGUGGAACGAUCCUCUUUUAUAAGUUUUAAGAAAAAUCUAGUCUAUAUUUAUUUAAUAAUUGUAUAUUAUUCUUUUAAAUUUUAAUAUAAUAUAAAGACGAACAAUGCCACCUACGACUUCUUGGCUGUCUAACAGAAAUUUUGGAGUUGUCAUAGACGCUGGCAGUUCUGGUUCAAGAGUACAAAUUUAUUCUUGGAAAGAACAUGGAUUUGUUAGACAAGGAAAAAAUGAAAGUGAGCUUCACAUCUUGCCAAGAAUUGAACGAGGAGAUGAGUUUGGACUUAAAUGGCAAUUAAAGGUUGAACCGGGGAUAUCUACAUUUGCAUUAAAUCCAACGGAAGUGGGAGAAUUACAUUUGAAAAGAUUAUUAGAUUUUACAUUACAGGUGGUACCAACAGAUGAAGUAUCACAGACACCAAUAUAUUUAUUAUCUACUGCUGGAAUGCGUUUAUUACCAUCAUCUCAACAACAAGCAAUUCUUCAAAAUGCGUGUGAUUACAUAAUGUUUAAUUAUCUUUUCAAAAUUGACAAAUGUUCAGAUCAUGUGCAAGUAAUAUCAGGAGAAUGGGAAGGAAUAUAUGGGUGGAUAGCAAUUAAUUAUCUAAUGAGUGGAUUUGAAAAUGACAGUGGAAAUGAACAUAUUCAACCACAGCACAUUAGUAGUGAAAGUGAUGAUUCUGAGACAAUUAAACAUACCACAACUUACGGAUUCUUAGACAUGGGAGGUGCUAGUACACAAAUAGCUUUUGAACCAAAUUCAUUGGAAUCAAAAAAACAUGCGGAUGAUUUAACUAAAGUUACAUUAUAUACUUUAGAUGGAAAAAGAAUGGACUAUAAUAUAUUUGUCACAACAUUUUUAGGAUUUGGAACAAAUGAAGCAAGACGUCGAUAUAUAGAAGAACAAACUCGAAAAUACAUGGCAACACAUGAACAGAUUGCUAAUCCAGAAUCCUCUCGUGAACAGCCAACUAUUCUAAUUAAAGACCCUUGCUUACCUAUUGAUUUAUUUCUUACAGAUACAUCACUUCCACCCCCUUAUUAUACCCUUCAAGGGACAGGUUCUUUUAAUCAAUGUCUUGAACUUACAUACCCUUUAUUAAAUAAAACUGCUUCCUGUUUAGACGAUCCUUGUUUAUUUAAUGGUGUUCACACUCCAAACAUUGAUUUUUCUGUUAAUCAUUUCAUAGGCAUAUCAGAAUAUUGGUAUUCUUCUCAAGAUGUUUUUGGAUUGGGUGGAAUUUGGAAUUUCUCGGAAUUUGAGAGGAAAGCGAAUGAUUAUUGUGCGAGGGAAUGGGAUAAAAUAGUUGAUGAUUUUUAUAAGAAAAAUGUAUGGAGUAAAGAUAUAGAUUUAACAAGAUUGGAAAUGCAAUGUUUUAAGGCAGCAUGGAUAGUAAACGUGUUGCAUGAAGGUAUUGGAGUUCCAAAGACAAUUGAUGAUCAUGUGAUCAAUUCUGAUAACAAAGUAAUAGAUAAAGUAAGGAAAGCUCCACCUUUUCAAAGUAUUAAUAAUAUUAAUGAUGUACAAGUUAGUUGGACUUUAGGAAAAAUGGUUAUGGAGGCAUCAGGUACAAUUCCUUUAUUAUGGGGUCCACACCCACAUCCUCCUCCUCAACCUCAAGGUCAUGGCUUAUUUGGAUAUUAUAAUUACUUAGUAGAAUGGAUGAUUGGAAUUUCAGUUUUAGCUAUGUUAUUAAUUUUUAUUUGGUUUACAUGUUUACGCAAGAAUGGGCUUGGAAAGGGAAGAAGAAUGAGUAUUGGAUUUCUACAUUUUUUAUCAUCAAUGCGAAGAGGGGCGAGAGAUGGAGGACCAGAUUAUGGGAGAUUGGAAGGAGGUCAAUAUCCUUCUGCAGGUUUCUCUUCAUGGCGUAUUGUGAACAAUUUUAAUAGAAUUAUAAGUUAUUUUAGAUGGAAACUUCUUCAAUUAACAUCACCAUUUCGAAAAUUUUUCACUAAAAAAGGAGCAGAUUCGAGCGAAGAUGUAUCAUUAACUGUAUCAUCAGGUGAUGAUGAAGAAGAAAUGAAACACUUUCGGCAAGCACCAUCUGUUGAUGUUAGCUCAAACUCAGUAAUUACAAUUACUGAAACACCUGCUACACCUGUUAUAGAAAAAGGAUCAUCACCUACAGAACAAACAUUACAAUUUCCACCUUAUGGAUUCCCUUCAACGCGUUACAAAAAACGGCUAAGUGGGGAUAGUGUAAUACCUAAUGAAGUUAUUGAUAAAGGAUUCUCAACACCAAUUAAUUUAUCGUUAACUGGAUUACAAUCAAGAAAUAGUAGCUUUACAAAUCUUGGAAAAUUUAAGGAUCGUACAGGGAUUAAUGCUAAUGCUAGUAGUAUAAGUUUAGGUGGGCAACCAGGUUCAAAUAAUGGAGGAUAUCUUAAUGAUUCUGGAAUGUCCCUAUCAAGUAAUACUAGUCCAAAUUAUUCUCUAGGACGUGGAUCAAAAUCAACUACGAAUUUAGGAUGGAUAGAAGAUGAGCAUGAUGAUAAAGUCGUUGAAUAUGAAAUUACGGAUUCAAUAUUAUCGAAAAGUCCUACAUCUUCUACUGAACAAUCAAGAUAUCAAACAUCAUCAUCCACAAGACCAUUUAAUUUCCCAUCAUUUCCAAUUUCAACAUCACCUAGAAACACUACGUUACCUACAAUUAACACUAAUUUAAACCCUAAUAAUAAUUCGUCUACUGAUAUGUCAUCGGCAUCAAGUGUAAUAUCAGGAACUACAGGAUUAAGUAGACCAAGUAGUCGAGCAGGAAGGAAUUUAAGUAUAGAUAAAACUAAUAGAUUAUCUGGUUCUACUUUGAGCGAAUUAUAAAAAAAAGUAGGUUAGUUAUACUAAUAUUUUAUUUUAUAGAAAAUAAUAUAAAUAUUAAAUAUAUGUAUAUUUUCAGGUGUGAAUAUCACUCAUAAUCAUCAUUUCCUAAUUAGA
Messenger RNA from Rhizophagus irregularis DAOM 181602=DAOM 197198, 2936 nucleotides. RefSeq lists its product as uncharacterized. Gene Ontology annotation, biological process: UDP catabolic process. The record is from RefSeq and is a predicted model, not a curated record. Gene Ontology annotation, molecular function: GDP phosphatase activity; UDP phosphatase activity. Lineage: Eukaryota; Fungi; Glomeromycota; Glomeromycetes; Glomerales; Glomeraceae. Gene Ontology annotation, cellular component: Golgi apparatus.